Messenger RNA from Lasiodiplodia theobromae, 237 nucleotides. RefSeq lists its product as uncharacterized. The transcript is spliced from 3 exons. The coding region runs from base 1 to 237 and encodes 78 amino acids. NCBI's taxonomy places the organism in Eukaryota, Fungi, Ascomycota, Dothideomycetes, Botryosphaeriales, Botryosphaeriaceae. The record is from RefSeq and is a predicted model, not a curated record.
AUGCCUUCCUCCAACAGCAACUCCGGCUCCGGCUCCGGCUACUCUUACAAGAGCAGCGGCACCAACAGCCAGGGCAACCAUUACUGCGCUCGCGACUACGGCUCCUCCGCUUCAAACCAGAAUUCGUACCACUACUCCAACGCCAACGGAUCCUACUACUACUCCAACUCCGACGGCUCUACCUACUACAACAACGGCAAGGGUUACUCUUCCUACACCCCUAGCGGCGGCAAGUAA